Molecule: messenger RNA, 3190 nt
Organism: Acaromyces ingoldii
Lineage: Eukaryota; Fungi; Basidiomycota; Exobasidiomycetes; Exobasidiales; Cryptobasidiaceae
Exons: 6
Coding region: 89-3106 (1005 amino acids)
Biological process (GO): regulation of DNA-templated transcription
Molecular function (GO): DNA-binding transcription factor activity, RNA polymerase II-specific; zinc ion binding
Source: RefSeq, a predicted model, not a curated record
AUCUCCGUCUCUGGCAAGUCUACAAGAACAGCAUCAUCCAUCUCCAGCAAGCCCGAGUGAGCCUAACAGUCAGAUAGCGAGACAGGGUAUGUCGCCAUCGUCGGGUGCUCCCUACAGCCAUGCACGCUCCUCGAGCGGCUACCCGCCCCUGGGCCGGACGCCGCCCUCGAUGGGUCCUCCUCCGCGGAGCUCAUAUGACUACGACCACCGGCUGCCACCCAUCAGUGCUCCGUCCUCCCAGCAAGCAUCCCCGUCGCCGAGAUACCCGUACCAAACUGGGUCAGUCUCGUCGUCGUCCUACUUUCCUUACCACAACAGCGGCCACGGCGGCGAGAUCUCGUCGCCCCACUCGUCGGCCGGCGGACCGGCCACACCAGCUGGGCCAACCGCCGUUCGUCCGGGCAUGCGCGAGAGCAGCGCAAACAGCAGUCCAGCGGCUGCCGACACACCUGAUUCGGCCUCGGGACAUGCACCACCGGCAGCGAGCGCGGGCAGUGCGCGGGGCUUAAAGGGCGCUGCCUCCAGAUCAGCAGGCAAGCCAGCUUCGAAGCAGCAGCAGCAAGAGAUGGCGAAGGAUGGCGCAUCGGCGGGCGAGGCGCCGAAGCGAAAGAAGAAGGCAGUGAGCUGCGAAAAUUGCCGGAGGCGCAAGCUCAAGUGCGAUCGUGGCUUUCCCUGCGGUGCGUGCAGGGACCGCGAUGAGGCAGAUCUGUGCGCGUGGGAAGGUGGCACGAGACCUCAGGCCAUGGGACGGGAUCAGAGCAACACGCCCCUGCUCAUGCGGAUGGACCGCCUCGAACGACUGCUUGGGACCAUUGCGGCAAAGAUGGGCGUCGAUGAGUCGGCUGUGGACUCAGGCGAGGCGCGAGACGGGCUCGCAGCAGGUGCCGCAGCAUCGACGAGUGCGCUCCCCGCGACCAACAGCCACUCAAAGAGGCGGAGGACAUCGGACCCCGAUAUCCGGCCGUCGUCAAAGCGCUCCACUUCGUCGGAGCAAGAAUCUCUCAUGUCCCUCUGGCCUCUCAACUGGACCGCGCCCACACUCGAUCAGCAGAGAGCGGAGCUGUUCAAGGUCAUGGAGAUGCUUCCGGAUACAGGUUCGGUCAGGAGACUCUGCACAUACUGGUUCAAAGAGUUUGGCUGGAACACCCAUAUCAUCGACGAAGAAGACUUCUGGCAGCGCGGAUUGCGCGAGCACGAGGAACUCAGAGUCAUGUGGCAGGGCAACCGUGAUUUCCACAGUCGGCUAGGACCAAAGGAUAACGUCCGCGGUCAUCUGCAGUUUGUUGCCAUCCUCUGUGGCAUGUGUGGCUUCACCCUGCUCAACAACGAUCAAGACUUCAGAGACGUGGCCCUGCUCAUUGAUCAGGAUUUUGUUCCUGGUUACUUCUUCGAGGCAUCCACCAGGGCGUUCAAUGCGUCGGCGCCAUUCGACGAACCGACGCUCGACUCGAUCCGCGUCCUGAUUCUCCACUGCUGGUUCACCAUGUGUUUCCGAGGUACCCAUGUCGGCACCGCCGUCCUGGCAAUGGCUCUGAGCCAGAUGCAAGCGCUCGAACUAGACUUUGAACCACCACCGUCGAUGCCGCGCAAACAGGCCAUGGAUCGGUUGAAUCUCUUCGUGUCACUUGCGAGCCUGGACUGGUCUUCGUGCAUCUCGUUCAAGCGAUCCUACUCCCUUCAAGAGGAGCCGGUCAAGAUGCCAUACCUGUUUGGCGAGCGCACCCUCUCGUUCAAAGACUACGACGAAGAGCGGGAGCUUGUCACUCUCCAUCGCAGGAUCGCGCUGGAAAUGGCCAGGCUCAAUCGUCGUAUUGCUUCGAGGGCUGCCAUGACAGAGGAGGAUGCCUGGGACGAAACUGUACGCAUCCAAGCCGAUCUGGACCGCCUCUACAUGUCGCUGCCAUUCAUUGAAUACGAGACCAUCAUGCAGGAGGAGAUGACGGAAAUCGACCACACGAUGCAGGGCAGAAUGACGCUUCUUGUCACGAUCUCGAUCACGCUCGUCAACCUGCACAAGCGCUACUACAUCCAAGGCUGGCUCAACCCCGCCUACCGCACGUCCAAGGAGAUCUGCUUCGUCAGCUCUCGGCGCAUCUGCGGCCUCUUUCGCAAGAGCUUCGGGACGGUGCUGCCAAUUGAACAGGUCAUGAGCAUGUCCGUCGACGAGAUCCGCAGCUUCAUGGAGAAGAAUGCACGCUUCGUGACACGCAUGUGGCCCUUUUCGCACGCGAGCAUCAGCGCCUGCCUACUGCUGCGUCACCACAUCGCCAUGAUGGACGCGCACCCAACGGCUGCGGGCCCGAACGCGGAGCAGGUCCGUACCGACAUUAUUGAGGAUCUACGCGUGACGAUGCGGCUCUUGCUGGCCGUGUCGACGCGGUCGCAGGUUGCCAGGACAGGAGUGGCGGUGCUGGCGCACUCGAACAGCAGUCGUAAGAUUGCUGAGCUCGGAACACGACCACCGCUGCAAGGCUUUACCCCAGGUCCGCCCAGGUCGCCCAGAAAUCGUUCGGCUGCUACUGCCGCUGCUGUUUCACGAUCAGGGAGCGAUUCGGCCAUGGCAAGAAAGAGACAGAGAGAGCUUGCCACGGAUCUUAAGAAUAUCACUGGCUUCACCGACGGAAACGCUUUUGACCUUUCAUCGGCCUCGUCCUCGUCUUCGUCUUCGCUUCAAGCGCCACAAGCAGUCCAUCCUAUGACGAGCACCGCGUCCAGGAAUAACUACGAGGCAUACGACAGUCAAUCUGCGGCAAUGCCUCUGAACCAGACCUCAUCGUCGUCGGCGCCUGCCACCGUGGUAGAAGCUGCACCACCGCCCGACAAUGACGCCUACCGACAACUCGAGACUUUCCUCAAUGGCGCUUUCCAGACCGACACCUACACAGGUCAGCCGCUAGCGCCGGAGAUGACAUUUGAACGUCAAGCCGAUCGAAUCGGGGCGGCAGCUCCUCCCCUGCUACCAGGCGCCAUCCCAAGGCCAAUGUCGCCUUUCACAAGCGCGUUCAUGGGGAGCUGGGACAAUACCUUUAAUGUCCCAGCAGAUAACGGCACCGAUGGCAGCACUGCCAUCACUACUGGUGCUGCGCCCCAGGCGGGAUGGUAUUGAUCUAUGAUUCUUGCUUAUCUUCUCUUCUUCUGUAUUAGUAAGAUCAGACCCCUCAAUUGUGUGAAAUGAGUAAAGAAUGGUCUC